CUCUCUCUCUCUCUUUCUCUUCUCACGUCACUGCUCAGCUAAGCAGUGCGUCAGCGGAGCAGAGAUGACGACCGAGACCUCUCAGCAGAAGCUGGACCCACCGCCUCCCCUGAGGUCCAGCCCAGCCUCCGGUGUCCUGCAACCCGCCAUGAUGAGCCCACAGGCCGCCAUGGACAGUUCCUCGACCGGGGCCAAAGGCAAGAAGGCGAGCUCCGGACUGAGGCGACCAGAGAAGCCUCCCUACUCCUACAUUGCGCUCAUCGUCAUGGCGAUACAGAGCUCACCCACCAAGAGGCUGACGCUAAGUGAGAUAUAUCAGUUUCUCCAGGCCCGGUUCCCCUUCUUCAGAGGAUCCUACCAGGGCUGGAAGAACUCCGUCCGGCACAACCUUUCCCUAAACGAGUGCUUCAUCAAGCUGCCAAAAGGGCUGGGUAGGCCGGGCAAAGGCCACUACUGGACCAUCGACCCGGCCAGCGAGUUCAUGUUCGAAGAGGGCUCGUUCCGCCGCAGACCCAGGGGCUUCCGGAGAAAAUGCCAAGCCCUGAAGCCCAUGUACCGGAUGAUGAACGGGAUAGGCUUCGGUACGACCAUUUUACCGCAGAGCUUUGAAUUUCAGGCGCCCGGGUCUCUGGCGUGUCAUAGCAACAGUUACAACUUGGACAUGAUGACCAACUCCAUGGCAGGUGGCUACGACGGGCUUAGCGGCCACCACGUACCUCACAUGUCCCCGAGCCCCGGGUCCACGUACAUGGCCAGCUGUCCGGUAACGUCCAACGGGGACUACGGUGGACCGGACAGUAGCAGCAGCCCUGUGCCCUCAUCCCCGGCUAUGGCCAGUGCGUUAGACGGUCACGGUCAUUCUCCAUAUGCCAGUACCUCCGGACACUGGGCGUCUCCCGGCGGCUCCCCGUACAUCAAGCAGCAGCCUCUAGCCUCCAGCAGCCCGGCGUCCUCUGGGCUACACUCUGGCAUGUCCCCCUACUCCCUGGAGCAGAGCUACCUCCACCAGAACGCCAGGGACACCGCCGAUAUCUCAGGUAAUAAACGUUGUGUAAGUCAAGUCAUAACACGUUAAUAAAUAGAUGUGAAAUGUCAUACGUAAUAGGGAGUUUAUGCCUACCCAUCUUACCAUUCCAAUUACACUUGGUCAAGCACAACAAGUACUGUUAAAAGUACUGUAAAAAUACUACAUUUGUUGCAUUUGUUAUACACGUGGCAAACUAAAAUAUUUGCAGGUUGACAAUUUACUUGCUCUUUGGUCAGUUGUGCUGUUUUCUGGAGGCUAAAACCACAACUUUACGCAAUGCGUAAUAGCCUAUAAAAUUGCUACAUUUGUAUUUGUGAAAAUUAUAGUUGGCCUAUCUUAUAGACAAUAUGCCAAUAAUCUUAUAGACUGUCUUAUAGACAAUCUCCUACAUGCAGAACCAAAUGUAGUCUAGUUAAAUAUCAUUAUCUUAGGCUACUUACUAAUGUGAUAUGCAGAUUAAUCAAAACUUUGGCAAAUAAAAUAAUUAGACUAAUAUAAAAGUGCGUUGUUGCGGAUUAAAUAUGGAAUGACUUGCAUUUGUAAUGCAUAUAUACAGCUAUGUUGGAGAUGCAUAGGUCUCUUAAUACAUUUUCGAUGUAAUGUUAUUUUCAUAUAAUUUAAUUAAAAUGACUGGUUCACGUGGAUGCAUCUCCUUCACAUUGCAAGUUGUGUUAUGGCAAAAUAGCUUCCCAAUUUUGUGGGUUAAAAUAAUUGUAUUGUAUUUCUGAUUAUUAGUUUGCAACUAUAUUCUGUUGUGGAAUUAAGGAAACAACUUGAAUGACAUAGGCCGAAAUAAUCCUAUUUGAGGGCAUCAAAGACACAAAUCUGCAUGCAUAAUUAUAAGGACAAUUCAGUUGAGGUGGGAAAUAUAAGGGCAACCACAGCUUCUUACAACGGAAAUUAACAAAAUAGUUGAAAACUGUUCUUGAAUAUAUAGGCUAGGCCUUAGGAAAAAAUAAUGUAUGGGGCUGCGUUCUUGUUUACAUAAAUGUUUGGAUAGGAGCUCGAUGCAAUGGGCCAUAAUUGAAAUUGUAGCCCUUUGUGUACAUUUUACACAUCGCUCCUUAGGCCAGUUGACCGCUUUCACAUGUCAUUUGGUUCAUGUUCAUCUUGUUUAACAUGCUUCUAAUUUAUCGAGGCUUUAACAAAAGUCCAAGGGACUUCUGAGAGCGGAAUUAUUCCUUCUAAAGCGUCGGGGGUUAUCUAAACAAAGGCUGUGCGAGUCGGACCACACUGAAGAAGAUAAUUUAAACCAGCGCAUAGACCUAGACCUACCCGCAGGAGACUCCAAGCCUUGUUAAACUUUACGCGACUUCUUAUAACUAUUUAGAGGACAAGCCGUUAUCUGUGCUAGCGGGGUCUUACACUCCUAUUUUUUUUUUUUUUUUUUUUUGUCAUUUUUAGCAGACGCUCUUAUCCAGAGCGACUUACAGGAGCAAUUAGGGUUAAGUGCCUUGCUCAAGGGCACAUCGACAGAUUUUUCACCUAGUUGGCUCGGGGAUUAGAACCAGCGACCUUUCGGUUACUGGCACAACGCUCUUACCCACUAAGCUACCUGCCUCACUAAGCUACCUGCCUAACUCCUCAUGGCGACUGUCAAUCACGGUGGGUGUGUUGUCUCUGAAAAUGGGGCGCGAGGGCUGCAGCGCGAGGCAGGACCCUCAGGAUAGAGGCCUGCAGUCCCGAGGAGAGAAAACACCGCACAUUGCGUGUACAGGCGUCACAUCUGGAGUCCUUAUGACCUUGAUGAGGAUCACGCUCUCUGUCUCUCUCCCCCUUUCCCUCUCCUCACUCUCGUUCUGACCGUGUUGCUGGCCUGACAUAUUCAGACAUAUCUAUGACAAGGACCUAUGUUCUUAUUUUACCGAUUCAAUUAUUUGUCUGAAAAUAAUUUUAAAUUAUAAUUAUGAUGAAUUAGCACGUCUGAUGUUGCUACUGCAGAUUUCGAGGAUAAACAGUGUAAUGUGUCUAUAUGGCCAUCAGGAGAAACGGACAAUCAAGGAGGGAAAACAUAAGCACCCUGACCUAAAUCAUAUUUCAUAAAUCUCUGUGAAGGAUAUGGAGGCCAAUUGGUGUAGAAAAGCACUGAAACAUAACGAGGCUGUUUGGUUAUUAUAUGCCUAUCAAAUCACUCUUAACUUCAGUCUUUAACCAGAUCAUGUUAAGUUAAAGACUAAACAUUUAAGACCAAACAUUCUCUAGGUCAAAUAUCUGUGUACACAUAAUAAAACAGUCACAAAUGAGAGGUGCUCACGCAAAAUAUGUGCACAAACUUAACUAAACAAAACUAAACUAACAUUAGAGACGCUAGUAUUGAGGGCGCAGGGAUUCAGAAGUCAAGUCAUGAUAGUGUUUUCCGUUAGGCUGAUUUUUUAAUUAAAGGAGACUGCUGCUCGAAUGUAUAUUUUGCUCAGCGUGAGCGGAGGCUAUAUGGCUAGGGUCUAUGCAUCUAAUUUGCACACAUCCAAAAUAACAUAUUGUAUACAUUGAAUUAAUUGCAUGGUUCAAUUUUAAUAAUUCUGAAGAGGAAAUAGGCCUAACACAUGCAGUUUCUUUGGAUUAAAGGUUUUAGUUCUCCUGAAAUUGAAAUUCUGAGGGGACAUUGUCAUUAUUUUACUUAUUCUCAAAAGGCCAGCAAAUCCCUGCCUCUUCAGCAAUUAAUAACGUAUCACAGGUCAACAUAACAUAAUUUAACAUAGACUAAUAACAGAACAAAUUAACAAUGUCCCCUCCGUCAUUGAUUAGGUUUAAUCUAUAGAUUCAUUGAGAGUAAUUUCUGAUUUCUGCGCGUGGUGUUAUGGGACUAUGUCUCCGCAUUGUUUACUGGCCAAAUUAUUGGAAGAUGUGUCAAUUUCAAACCUUAAAAUAUAUAGAAAAUAUAUAGGCUACACAAUACACUGAAUACUAUAACAUAUUUUUACACAAAGUCAAUGUAAUGCAUAAACGUCAGAGUUAUAGGAUUAUUAUCCUAUAUUCUAAAAGAAAACUUAGACAUAACAGUUUUUUUUUGUUUAAAAGUCAAGCGUUUACAAUCAUUUAAAUUAUUUCUGAUUAAUUGACCAGUUUUUUCAUAUUUAUGAUUGCACGCUCCUCUGUGCCACACACGAGUAUGUAAAAAUAAAUAACUACACGUAUAGAAAGCUAAAGUUAGAAGGAGGAGGGGAGAAGAACUAUGUGUAUUGUUCAUAUAUUUUGGAGAGCACCAAUCUCUCUCUCUCUCUCUCUUCUCAGUCAUAGUCGAGAGAUGUCUCAUAUAUUGCUCUAGUACUCAUAGCUAUAUACUUCCGAGAGUAUCUAUCCUCUAUUCUCUCUUUUCUCUCACUCUCCUUCUCUCUCUCUCUCUCUCUCUCUCAGCAGGGAUCCCUCGCUACCAGAGCCACUCCUCACCCGUUGUCGACAGGAAGGAUUUUGUCCUGAAUUUUAACGGCAUCUCCUCGUUCCAUCCAUCAGCCAGUGGAUCUUACUAUCAUCAUCAUCACCAUCACCACCAUCACCAAAGCCUUUGUCAAGACGUAAAACCGUGCGUGAUGUGAGCGGGACAUCGAGUGCGUGUAAAGGCCCAAACUGUGCUCUGGAUAUGAGAAUGUGAUCAACACAAAAUCGAACAAUUUAAACUGAUUCUAUACGUGUCUGGCGACAGUUAAAACGCAAGUAAAUGCUCUGUCAUCUUACUGAUGAGAACGAACAAUGGGGACAGUAGCCUAUUUUUGAGAGUCUGGAAAAAUGUCUCACAUCAGGAUAUAUUUUCAGUGGCCUUCGUCAUCUUGAUAGGUCUAAAAGAAGGACAGUAUAUUAUGCACUAACUGUUUCUGAAAUGAAGGACCCACUGGGCACAGAUGUCAGUUCAACCUCUAAUUUUUAUUUAAAUUUGAUUGAGUUGUCAGCUAUUGUGAAUUCAACGUGAAAUCAAAAAAAAAAAUCACCAUGUCAUUGGAUUUCGGUUAAAAGUUAGGUGAAAAAAAAUACAAACCCACUGGUCACAGAUGUCAAUUCAACGUCUAUUCCAUGUUGGUUCAACUUAAUUUAAUUGAAGUGAUGUGGAAACAACGUUGAUUCAACCAGUGUGUGCUCAGUGGGAAUGCCCUUAUGUUGAUGACUUUUUGCAAAUCCAAUGUAUUUUCCACGUUCAUUCAACGUCAUCACACUUUUUUUUUUUUGGGGGGGGGGGGGGGGGUUGAAAUAAUGUGGAAACAACGUUGAUUCAACCCGUUUUUGCCCAGUGGGGGGGGGGAGCUCCAAAGCUUAUGACAAUGAAACCACUUUGCCUUAUUCUGUUCUCUAUUGACCAACGUUUUCUUCUUCAAAAUAAGUUUGAAAACGAUUUUAAUUAUGUGUUUGCUGUCAUUACUUGUGCAAACAAAUAGUCUAUAUUUUAUGUAACUAGGCCUCUGUUCUGAUUUAUAAAAGUACAUGCACAUACACAAAGCUUUUUAUAACAAAAAUUGCAACAGAUUUGCACUUAUUGUAUACCUUUUUGAGAUUUGCUUAAUUUUCUCGUUGUAAAGUGUUUCAAUAAAGCUGAUAUAUUUUCGGCUACACCUGCCUGCUUGUCUCAUAAAUAUAGUAGGCUAAUUAUAGGCUAAUCAUUGGUAUUUACUAUUAUUAUAGGCCUAUUAUCUUUGUUGAUAAUUUGUGGAGAUUUGUGAUUCAUAUUAGAUUUGAGUCGGUGUAAAUUUGAUUAUUUGGCAUUCACAGGCAUACUUUUAAUAACCAAAUUCAACGUCUUUGUUUUGUAUGAUGACACUUUGUAACCUAAAAACCGUGCUUAAGAAGGUAAAGCAAAAGCGUGGAUUCUGGGUAAGUUUUAAAACAAUCCCAUUUAAUAACUGGACAUACAUGUUGUGGGAAACGAAUGACUCUUUUGAAGAAGAACAUUAUAUACCUUGAGCCACGGGGAUAAAUAUCUAAGGAUUUUAUCUUAUGACGUAGUAACAAUGGGGCUACACAACUCGCUGCAUGUCUUUAUCGCAGACAGUGAGCUGCAAUAUCAAUAUUUACCCAUAGACUUCGUGAGAGAAAAGGCAGCUGGUGUUUAAUACAAUCUAAUUUACUUUUUCUGAAUACUUGAUGAGUGUCUAAGUACAGUAGGCCUAGUUAAUUUCUAUUUAAGUAGGCCUAAAACAUUUUAGAUGAUUUACCAACUCGGCUGAUGAUGUUGGACACUUGGGUAUUUCCAUGUUUUGUGUUGUCUCAUUGCGCCAUCUACAGCCUGAGCCAGCCUGCCUGGUUCCACAGCGGAAAGUCUUCCGCGUCACCAGACCUCUACCCCCCUGCCUCAUAG
Molecule: messenger RNA, 6308 nt
Organism: Coregonus sp. 'balchen'
Lineage: Eukaryota; Metazoa; Chordata; Actinopteri; Salmoniformes; Salmonidae
Source: the annotation of a GenBank genome assembly